Drosophila takahashii is the source of this 4920-nucleotide messenger RNA. RefSeq names its product wispy (gene wisp). Lineage: Eukaryota; Metazoa; Arthropoda; Insecta; Diptera; Drosophilidae. The record is from RefSeq and is a predicted model, not a curated record. Gene Ontology annotation, molecular function: poly(A) RNA polymerase activity.
AAUAUUACGGUAGUUGCUAGCUGAUUUCAGAGCGUUUCAGGCGCACUUUUAGUUUAUUUUUUAUGAAUGUUAGAAUUGAUGUGGAAAGUGUGUGUUGGGCUGGAAUAUUUUUGAAAAACGGAGCAGUGCAAGGAACGCUCAACAAGAUAUAAGCACCGUUUUUGUUCUUUCUUCCCGUUUCCGUUUUUGGUUCCGGGAAAAUUGCAACGCCCCCGCAUUUUGAGCAUAUUGCCGGGCUCUUUUCCCCUUUUUAUUUUGCCCACAUUGCGUUGCAAUUUCGGGGCUCUUCGCAUAUAACGGUCCUUUUUCACCGCCUCUUUCACACACAAGAACGGGGGAAAGAAAGAAGAGAGAGAGAGAGACCGCGAAAUAAUAUACGUGUGGAACUACGGUACUUUUACACUGGUGGCCGUAAAAAGUGAAAGUCAGCCUAAAUAUUUAAAAAUCCUGAAAUGAAAUAAAGUGUUAAUAAAGAAUUAGUAAAGCCUAAAGCACUAAGCAGCGAUUCGUGCCGAGCAAUUUUUUAUACCCAAAACUCGAGCCACGAUAGCCCCCCAAAUAAACAAACUCUAUGUUCACCACCCGAAUAACCGGCGAAAUGAAGAUCUUUGCCGCCGAUGUUGCCGAGAGCAGCGCAACAGCGGCAUGCAACACGCCCGUGCAGCAGCAGCAGCAGCAACUCGAGUUCCGUUCGCGAAUGUCCAACGGAUCGCCCGGUUCCAAAGCGGGACAAUGUCAUCUGAAGUUCGGCAAGUACAACAACAAGACGGCCAAUCUGCUGCGCCAGGUAAACAGUUGUCACAGCAGCAACAGCGGCAACAACAACAGCAGCAGCAGCAACCUUAGCAGCAGCAACAGCGAGGCCAAUAAGGGCCAGCAACAGCAACAGCCACUGCACUAUUGCAACAACAGUCACUCGUGGGCACGCAAAAAAUACUUUGGCAACGUCAGCAGCAGCAGCAGCAGCAGCAACAACUUGCAACAGCAGCAACAACAGCAGCAAUCUGCGUACUACCAGCGACAGCAGCAGCAGCAGCAGCAACACCAGAUUCAGCAGCAACAGGAUCAGCAAUCUUUAAACAACAACAAUGUGCUGAUGAAGAAUCAAAAUAGCAUACAACCGCUGAUGCCAGAUUGCAAGUCCAGCGACAGCAACAACAACUGCAGCAGCAGCAGCAACAGAAUGUCGGCAAAGCCAGCCAAGUGGCUAAGCGACAGCAACAACAGCAGCAGCAGCAACAUCAACACCAUUAGUACUAAGAAGCGCAACUCAUCGGCGGCAGAGGUAAAUGCAGGAUACUAUCGCAAGGUUUCGGAAUCUGGAAACUCUGUGGAAGCUGCGGCCGAGAUGAGGGAAACGGAUGCAGCUGCAGCAACAGCAACAGAUGCCUGCCACAACAGAAGUCCUUCGACAGCAGAGACCACUGGUAGGGAAACCUCCUUGGCUAAGACCCAGGAUCCGGAACAGGAUCAGACAAAUCAGGCGAAACAGCGACCCAGGCAGCAACCUCUCAGCUUCUGGAAAACCAAUUACCCGCAGCCAACCGCCAGCCAGCUGAAAGAUAAGGAGACGGUUGCAGCAGUUGUAUCAGCCGCCGCAGCCGCUGCCUCCGAACAGCAGCAGCAGCAGCAGCAGUCGUUGUCGUUCGAACACCGGCGCAACUCGGGCUACCAGCAGCAACACCAGCAGCACAACAACUACUAUCAAUAUUACUAUUCACAGCCCAAGCAGUUGACCAUUGCCUCGUUCCUGCAGAAGGAACUGCUGCCCGAUAGUAGCGGCGAAAAGGCCAGUAGCAACAGCAACAGCAACAGCAGCAGCAGCAACAGCAAUCUCAUCAGCAGCAACAGCAACUACUCACGGCAGCAAUAUGGCCAUCAAUCGGUGGGUUCUGGCUACCAGCAGCGCUACCGCAAUGCUCAGAGUGUCUACCAGCAAUACCAGCAGCAGCAUCACCAAGCACAGCAGCAACAUUCCCAUCAGCAGUUCCGUCGGAAGCACGGCGACAACAGCAACAGCAGCAGCAACCAUGGUAGUGGAAUCAAUCAGAAGAAGAUGCACUACAGCCCCACGGGAAAGAAUGGUGAUCCCGUGGAGAGAUCCUCGAGAGAUCCUGGACAGCAGCAGCAGCAGCAUCACCAUUUACACCACCAGCAGAAGACAAUCGAGAUCCUGGCCAGCAGCAACUUUAAUGCCAUGCACCGUCGCAUGCAGGGCGGUAAUAAUAACAAGAAUGGCUACUAUCAGCACAACAACUAUCAUCCGCUGGCGGGGGAAAGCGGCACCACGCCCACUCGUUCGGAGCACCAGAACAUCUACAAUCUCACCUACGUGCAUGUGGACAUGGAGGCAUCAUCCUCGGGAGCAGGAGGCGAUGCAACACCGGUGGUCAAGCCGAGCAUUUCCAUAACGCCGGCUGCCUCUUCCUCGGCGGCAGCCACCACGCCAACCACUGUGGUUGCUCCUCCGCUUCCACCGCCGCAUCCACGUAACAUGUUUGGGCCGCCACCGCCACCGCUGGUAAUGCAGCUACAUGUCUCACCGGUCAGCACGCCAACGCCCACCAAAAUGAUCAGUUGUGCCCAGUUGGACGAGGCCAUUACGUCGGCGGCGGCGACGGCCAGUGGUGACCAGAACUUGGCCACGAGUCCUGGCUACAAUCAGGCUGCAGCUGCGGGUUCCUUUAUAACUAUUCCGCCGCAGCAACAGCAGUCGUCUCAUCCACAGCCACCGCCACCGCCGCCGCCGCUGCCGCAGAUGUUCCACUUUCACUUUGCCGAGGGGUUCUGCAAUCCGGUAGCUCCUCCGGGACCUCCUCAUCCGCCCGUUUGGCCGCAUUCAGGUUCGCCCUGCUACCAGGUGCCAGCAGGUACUUCUCCUCAUAAUAAAGAUGUGAGUGCUGCGGUUGGUUUGCGGCCCGUUUCGCCAGCUCUUUCGUCCUCCUCGCUGGGCAGCGAGUCGCAUUGGAGCAGUCGCUUGAGCCACGGAGGUCAUGGAAGUCACGGAAGCCAUGGAAGUCACCUCUCCAUUUCGCCCACUCCCAGUGCUCAGUUGUCGCCGCAUCCGCUGCAGCUAGCCAACCACCAUGGGCAUCCCCAUGGGCAGAUGAAUGGGCAUGCAAUGAGCUCGUAUUUGCCGCACCGACCACCACCUCCUCCACAUCCUCAUGCGGCCAUCUCAUCGCCGACGCCAGGCGCCACAGGUUCGGCUCCCUGGUACGAGCUGCUCCUGCCACCCGAUCGCUACUUGGCCCAAGCCCGCAACGUGGAGGUGGCCGUCCAGCCGGAGAAGCUCAUUUGCAUGUGCAAGUACGAUAGCCUGUCGGCGGAGAUCUGGAAGAGAUUCCGGGCAGCCCAGCAGACGCACAAGAAGUUCAAGGUGAAGAUGCGUCUCUGGCGGUACCUCUUCCUCUGGAUGAAUCAGCCCAUGUUUGAGCGGUACCGCAUCUGCCUGGUGGGCUCGACCAUUACGGGCUUUGGCACGGACUCCUCGGACAUCGACAUGUGUUUGCUGCCCGAGCAGGGGGCACAUCCUCACCAGCAGCAGCAGCAGCACUACCACCAGCAGCACCACCACUUCCACAACGAAAAGCGCACCGAGGCGCUGAUCAUCCUCACUUUGUUCAAUGCGGUCCUGAAGGACACGGAGGUCUUCCAAGACUUCAAUCUGAUCGAGGCGAGAGUGCCGAUUUUGCGCUUCAAGGACGUCACCAAUGGAAUCGAGGUCGAUCUGAACUUCAACAACUGCGUGGGCAUUAAAAACACCUAUCUGCUUCAGCUCUACGCACAACUGGAUUGGCGGACACGACCGCUGGUGGUGAUUGUGAAGUUGUGGGCCCAGUACCAUGAUAUCAACGACGCCAAACGCAUGACCAUAUCGAGCUACUCGCUGGUGCUAAUGGUCCUGCACUAUCUGCAGCACGCCUGCGUGCCCCAUGUGCUGCCCUGCCUGCACACUUUGUAUCCGGAGAAGUUCCAGCUGGGCCAGCAGGAUUGCCUUGACCUAGACCUCAUCGAACCCAUCGAGCCCUACCAGGCGCUGAACAACCAGACGCUCGGCGAGCACCUGCUGGGCUUCUUCAAGUACUACAGCACCUUUGACUUCCGGAACUAUGCCAUCUCCAUACGAACUGGCGGCGUGCUGCCGGUGGCCACAUGUCGGAUGGCCAAGAGCCCCAAGAACGAUGUCUACCAGUGGAAGGAGCUCAACAUCGAGGAGCCCUUCGAUCUGUCCAAUACGGCACGAUCCGUCUACGAUUAUGCAACGUUUGAGCGUGUGAAGGGUGUCUUUCUGGCCUCGGCACGACGCCUCGAUCACACCCUCGAUUUGGCCACCGUCUUUCGGCCCAUUCGACCACCCGAGACCUUUUCCCAACAGCAGCAGCAGCAACUGCCCUAUCCAAAUCCCGGCCAGCAGCGGAGUGCAGGAGGAGGAGGAGGAGGAGGUGCCGCUCCAAUGUCCAGCAAAUUGAUCCCAGAUGCAGCCACAACCUUUGCCGAAGCGACGGCAGCGAAUGUCGCUUAGUUACUUGCAGAAAAUAUGAAGAAAAUCAAAGGAUAUACAAAAGAAUGUCCAAGAAUGUUAGAGAAUCAAAACGAGAAACCUACCUCAUAAAUGAAAAUUCGAGAGGAGCAAAAAACGAGAAACCAAAAUUGCAAUAGAAUUUCCAUUUGAAUGCUUGCCUAUCUUGUUAAAUGUUAUUAUAUUCAACUAUUUAUACUUUUAUACACUCGAUUUGUUUUAUCGGAUCCCAAUUAAUCAUUGUAAACAUCCACGGAGGUUAAACGGUGUGCGAUGUUCGUGUCCCUCCUCCUGUGGCGUGUAUGUAGUAUCCUUUUGAAAAGCGAAAAUGUCACCCGAAAAUGUAAAAUUGCAAGUUCUGUAAAAUAAAGUAACAACAACAGAUGUUCCCAAUUAAA